AUGAUGAUGGAAGACUCAGACAUGAACACCACUCUUCAUCUUGUCGAUUUUGUUGUAGCUUCGUUUGAUGAAACAAAUCACACAAUUAUGCGCUUUGAAUUAUUCGAUAAACUCAAGGAAAGGAUGAGAAAUGGAAAAAAACGAAUUGUAAAGCCAUUUGAAAUGAAGUUUGAACUGGUUCAUACUCUCGGAAAAGUUUCAGAAAGUGGUGACAAUUCGGAUCUAUUUCACCAUCCUUUUGAUGUAAAGAUAUCAUAUAACUUUGAAAUUAUAUUGAUAUCGGAUUCAUCAAAUGGAAAAAUCAAAGUUUUUGAUAUGUACACAAAACAAUUUAAGAAAUCAAUUCGUACGGCCGUAGCCAUGCCAAUGUAUUUAGCUGUUGAAGAAAACUACGACCAUUCGAACAGUGAUGCUAUUAUUUUUGGAUGUAAUUCUGACAGCACCAUCUUCAAAUUUGACUUGGGUAAAGAAUUAAUAUGUUCAGAUCAAGAAAAAUCGUCGCCCCUUAUCUUUGGGCUUCGACUGCUGUAA
This is a messenger RNA of Naegleria lovaniensis, 531 nucleotides long. RefSeq lists its product as uncharacterized. NCBI's taxonomy places the organism in Eukaryota, Heterolobosea, Eutetramitea, Acrasida, Naegleriidae. Bases 1 to 531 code for a protein of 176 amino acids. The record is from RefSeq and is a predicted model, not a curated record. The transcript has a single exon.